GAUGUUUUGAGACAGUUUAGUAUUUUCUUUGUAUUGCCGUGAAGAAACUACAUCUGCCUACCUAAACCCUCUCUAUUCUCAUGCAGUCCAACACUCGCGAGAGCAAGAGGGAGAGUAAGUUAAGGAAACAUGGCGAUGUCUAAUUUGUUAAAGAACAAAGGGUCCCUCCAGUUUGAGGACAAGUGGGAUCUGAUGCGCCCCAUUGUCCUUAAGUUACUUCGCCAGGAGUCUGUAACGAAGCAGCAGUGGUUCGAUCUUUUCUCAGAUGUUCAUGCAGUCUGUCUAUGGGAUGACAAAGGCCCAGCUAAGAUUCACCAGGCUCUGAAGGAGGACAUUUUAGAUUUUAUAAAGCAAGCCCAGGCGAGGGUUCUCAGUCACCAAGAUGACACGGCCCUCCUCAAGGCUUACAUCGUGGAGUGGAGGAAGUUCUUCACGCAGUGUGAUAUACUACCUAAGCCAUUUUGCCAGCUUGAGAUCACUCUGAUGGGGAAGCAGGGCAGCAACAAGAAGUCCAACGUGGAGGAUAGCAUAGUGCGGAAGCUGAUGUUGGACACUUGGAACGAAUCCAUUUUUUCCAACAUCAAGAACAGGCUGCAGGAUAGUGCAAUGAAGUUGGUCCAUGCUGAAAGACUUGGGGAGGCUUUUGACUCUCAGCUGGUCAUCGGGGUGCGCGAGUCUUAUGUGAACCUGUGUUCCAACCCUGAUGAUAAGCUGCAGAUCUACAGGGAUAACUUCGAGAAAGCCUACCUGGACUCCACUGAGAGGUUCUACAGGACACAGGCUCCUUCCUACCUACAGCAAAAUGGAGUACAAAACUACAUGAAAUAUGCAGACGCUAAAUUAAGGGAGGAGGAAAAACGUGCACUACGCUAUUUAGAGACACGACGUGAAUGUAACUCUGUUCAAGCACUUAUGGAAUGUUGUGUAAAUGCACUGGUGACAUCGUUCAAAGAAACAAUCUUGGCAGAAUGUCCAGGCAUGAUUAAACGUAACGAGACUGACAAGCUUCACCUGAUGUUCUCGCUGAUGGAUAAAGUGCCCAGUGGAAUUGAACCCAUGCUUAAGGAUCUGGAGGAACACAUCAUUAGUGCCGGCCUGGCCGACAUGGUUGCUGCUGCUGAGACUAUCACAACAGACUCUGAGAAGUAUGUGGAGCAGCUUCUCACUCUGUUCAACCGCUUUAGUAAACUUGUGAAGGAGGCAUUCCAGGAUGAUCCUCGCUUCCUCACAGCCAGAGAUAAAGCGUACAAAGCAGUUGUGAAUGAUGCCACAAUAUUUAAGUUGGAGCUACCUAUGAAACAGAAGGGAGUGGGCCUCAAAACGCAACCCGAGUCCAAGUGUCCAGAGCUGCUAGCCAACUACUGUGACAUGCUGCUGAGGAAGACGCCACUCAGCAAAAAGCUCACCUCGGAGGAGAUCGAGCUAAAGUUAAAAGAAGUGUUGCUGGUGCUAAAAUAUGUCCAGAAUAAGGACGUGUUUAUGAGGUACCAUAAAGCCCACCUGACCAGGAGGUUGAUCCUGGACAUCUCAGCUGACAGCGAGAUUGAGGAGAACAUGGUCGAAUGGCUCAGGGAAGUUGGUAUGCCAGCCGAUUAUGUCAACAAGCUAGCUAGAAUGUUCCAAGACAUCAAGGUCUCAGAGGAUCUAAACCAGGUCUUCAAGGAGAUGCAUAAACACAACAAGCUUGCUUUACCAGCUGACUCCGUAAAUAUAAAGAUCCUGAAUGCUGGAGCAUGGUCACGCAGCUCAGAGAAGGUCUUCGUUUCACUUCCCACUGAGCUGGAGGACCUCAUUCCUGAAGUUGAAGACUUUUACAAGAAGAAUCACAGUGGCAGAAAGCUGCACUGGCACCACCUUAUGUCCAAUGGCAUUAUCACAUUUAAGAAUGAAGUGGGUCAGUAUGACUUGGAGGUCACAACCUUCCAGCUGGCUGUUCUUUUCGCCUGGAACCAAAGACCUAGAGAGAAGAUCAGCUUUGAAAACCUGAAGCUUGCCACUGAGCUGCCUGAUGCAGAGCUGAGACGCACACUCUGGUCUCUCGUUGCCUUCCCAAAACUCAAACGGCAGGUGCUUUCAUACGAACCUCAAGUGAGCUCUCCCAAAGACUUCACAGAUAGUACAUUGUUCUUCGUUAACCAGGAAUUCUCCUUGAUAAAAAACUCCAAGGUGCAGAAGAGGGGGAAGAUUAACCUGAUUGGGCGUCUACAGCUGACUACAGAGCGAAUGAGGGAGGAGGAGAAUGAAGGCAUUGUUCAACUAAGAAUAUUAAGAACACAGGAGGCCAUCAUUCAAAUUAUGAAGAUGCGAAAGAAGAUCACUAAUGCCCAGCUGCAGACCGAGCUGGUGGAGAUCCUGAAAAACAUGUUCCUUCCCCAGAAGAAGAUGAUCAAGGAGCAGAUUGAGUGGCUGAUUGAGCACAAGUACAUCAAGCGUGAUGAGUCGGACAUUAACACCUUCAUCUACAUGGCAUAGCACUGAGGUUUCCGCUGGAAAUGCUUAUCGUUCCAAUCAAGAUGAAGACAGUGAACCUGCAGCGGCUCAGCAAGUGGGAGAGGAGUGCUGACACAAUGGAGCAACCAAGCUGGCUGCUGAUCUUCUCGUGGAGUGAUGGGCUUGUUUUACAUGACAGUCACACACCAGAAUAGCUUGUUUUCAAGAAAAAUCCCUGCCUUACCUUACAGUAAAGAAACCUGAGAUGAGGAUGGGAGAUUUCAAAGGAAAAACAAAACAAAACAAAAAAAAAAUGAACUAUAUUUUUGCCAACAGGUAGUCAGUAUGCAUGGUGGGUGGUUUGCCUAUUUUUUUUUUUUUUUUGUGAGUGUCGACAUCAACAGCAUGCUGUCGGUGGGAAUGUCUAUCAUCUGAGGACUUGUUUGUGUGUGCCGUGUUUGUGUGUGUGAGUGAGUGUAUGUGUGUGUCCUUGUCUGGUCCAGGCUGUGUCCACUCUUCUCCUCUCCAGCUCAGCGCUCAGCCUGGUCCAAAAGCUCACACUGCAGCCACAUGGGAGCUCCGUCACCUGGAUGGUGGACUGGAGCGUUAGCACUUUACUCAUUCUGCCACACAUUCAGCAUGGCCGUGUUCCCGUCAUCUGUUCUGUGUUGCUCUGUUUUGUUUUGUUUGUUUUUUUUGUUUUUUGAGAACAACUUGGGAUAGUAUAUGAUGAUGGUAUAUGGCAGCCAUCUUGAAAUAACAGAGAAGUUCACCAUACUUUCCCCUUUAUUCAUUAAUAUUGACUUUUCUCUGGCCAACAGAAUAUCAGAUACAGUUACAGUGUGAUACAAUAGACACGCUGCAGUUGUGCUGUACAGCGUAGCCGUCUGUUCCGUUAUCAGAGUUGUUUUGUUUCGAGUCGCCCCGGAGAUAACGUUACUCUUCUUCCAUUGACCUUCAAGCCUCCUUAAGGACACAUUGGCUUCUUAGUGAAUUAAUCGGGGGCAGCUGUGUUAUUUUAAAACUGUGUUAUUGGAACGGUUUGAUUUCAUGAAGCCUCUCUGGGCACUGGAGUGCGCUUUACACCCUUGCAUGUUGUCCACAUGGAAGGAUUGAUAUUAUCAUUAUACAGAAAUUAUAUAUAGGUAAUAUUUUGUAGCAUAUUUCACUUUUACUCAGUCAUUUAAGAUCUGUUCCCUCUGACGGAUAUCAUCACUGUUUCUAAACGAUGUCAUUUUUAUAGCACAGCCUCCUCUCAAAUUUGAGCAAUGUAAUAGUGAUAAUGUUUUCCGUUAUCAGACUCGUGUUAUAAAGUGAUCCUUUAAAAAGAACUGUCUUGCUACCUACACAGCCUAUUUAACAUGUUUCACACUGACCUAGUGACCAAGUGCUUUAAGGUAUCUUGAUAACUGAGGUCAUUUGGCCUAUGAUAAUGGGGAAAAAAAUCAUUAAACAUUACAUAAAGCACCAUUUUGUGAAUUAAAGGUUGAGUGGAUAUAUGACACAUGUUAAAGCAACAAGUUUUAGUAUUAAUUCCUUUACAUCUCUUUUUGAAAUGGUCAUCUUUCUGUGAAUCAGCCAUGUCUCUUCUUUCAAUCCGGAUAUAAAUACGAUGUAUAGCAUUAAGUAGGAUACAUACAGGGUUGAUUUAUACACCUUUAUUUCAGUUAGUGAUCAUUAUACAAUCCUGAGCCACACACAUCAACAUCAUUACAAUGUGAAAACAAGCGCCCACUCACAGGAAAAGCAGACACAGUUAAGCUCUGACCGACGGCUUCACCUGUAAACACAAUACAGUGACAGGUCACUCGUCCAUUCACCUUCAGUAAGCACUUUAUCCAGGUCAAGGUCACGCUGGAUCUGGAGCCUAUUCCAGUAACAUUAUGUACAAGGCAGGAUUAUACCCCUGAUGGGUCUCCAGUCCGUCACACUUCACACACCACAGGGGAACUCUAAUAGAGGCUAGUGGGGAAAAAAUCGUCCAGUUUAUUUAUUCAUAACUUAAUCAUGUGACUGAGAAAGCAUAAAUAAGGUGUGUAUAAAUAAGGUGUGUGUAAACGAUCAAUGAUCUGAUUCACUUCGUCAUAUUAGCCUUUUGUAUUCAUUCUGAUUUUGUUUAGGUUUCUUCAUUAUGAAGUUGUUGUAUUCGGCAUGCAUGGCUUUGAAUGGGAGUUUUCCAUUAAGUACAGUGACACUAAAGAUUUUAAAAUUUCCCGGAACUACCUAAUGAGCGAAUGGUUUUUUAAUGGAAAAGAAAAAUCAUUGUUCCUCCCUCUUAUUAAGCUUUUUUUUUUUUUUUGCAAGCAUUAAAAUUGGAUGGAAAUGCAUUUAAAUUACAAAAAAAACUAGGCACAUAAUUACCCAAGGGAAAUUUUUUACAACACAAGGCCUGAAGAAAGAAGAAAAUAGUUGGUAUUAAUUACUUCAUAAUAAUAAUAGUAAUAAUGAUAAUUGGUGAAGUAUAAUCCAUAGUGGACGUAGGGCAUGGGGAGUGCUGCAGCUGUAUGUUUAAUGUUUAAUGCGAGGAUGUUUUAAUGUAGAACACAGAGAGUCAGAUUUGAAGCAGCAGAAGACCGAAGUCGUGUUGUGUGAUUUGUGUUGAGUUUUCAGCACUGGAUGUUCCACCGUCCUGUGUGUCGUGGGUCCUAUGAGUUGAGAAAACAAUAGAACCUCCAUGUAGCUUCGGUUUGAUCUCGCACCCUAAAUCCAUACAAAAAAAAUCCAGACUUGGUAUUGGUUUUCAGCCCCUUUAUAUGGCAGUAGGUUUUCAGAGGCUGUGUGUGUUUGUGUGUGUGUCCUGUUCACUUUUCACACACCUCCACAUGUGAAAAAGGCUGCAGUGAAGCAUAUAAUCAGUAUUUGUUUUCUUUCGAAUAGAGUUGAAUGAACAAUUUUCAGUGUUAAUUUCUGAGUGGGUGAAAUAAGUGAUUUUCUGCACUUGACAGUUUUGUCUUUAGGAAAAUGAUGGCAAGAAAUUAAAGUAUGCUUAGUUUGAAACAUGACAACUGUUCAUUUGCUUAUUAAACAUGCAUUACUGCUUAGCAUCAUCUACAUCUCCAACAUUGUGCAGGACUGACAGCUGUAAAAGAUAAAGACUUGGGUUUUGUUUGUUUGUUUUUUUUUCCC
Messenger RNA from Hemibagrus wyckioides, 5556 nucleotides. It is a transcript of the gene cul5a, whose product is annotated as cullin 5a. Gene Ontology annotation, biological process: SCF-dependent proteasomal ubiquitin-dependent protein catabolic process; protein ubiquitination. Lineage: Eukaryota; Metazoa; Chordata; Actinopteri; Siluriformes; Bagridae. Gene Ontology annotation, molecular function: ubiquitin protein ligase binding. The transcript is spliced from 19 exons. The record is from RefSeq and is a predicted model, not a curated record. Gene Ontology annotation, cellular component: SCF ubiquitin ligase complex; Cul5-RING ubiquitin ligase complex. The coding region runs from base 130 to 2472 and encodes 780 amino acids.